AUGUCAAAAAAAAGAAAGAGAGACCCGGAAACAUUGGAGCACAGCGCUGGGACACCCGCCGAUUUGAAGUCUUCGAAAUCGGAAAAGGACAAAUCCAAACCCAAAAAGGAUCGCAACGAACGACUUGAAAGCUCUGAAAAGCCAGAGGCGAAGUUUGCAUCACUCGCCAAUGCCACGGAAAUCGAUUCUAUCACGGAGGGAAACGUCGUAGACCUUGCAAAUGAUACUAUGGAGGUCGACGAGCCAGUGGCCCUGAAAGAUGCAGCGACUGGCUCGGACGAAAAGCAAAGUUCAAAGAAGGACAAAAAUAAAAAGAGAAAGGACGAGGAUUUGUCAACUGGGCACUUGUCAAUUCUCUCUAAGUUCGACAAGUAUAGGGCUGAAGUUCUAGCCUCUGGUCCAAGGAUUGUGGCCAAAGAGAUUGUUUCAGAGGAGCCACUACAGGGACUUCAUCCACUGCCCCAACCGGCUCAAGCACCAGUCCAAAAAGUGGACCCGAAUUCCGUCCUUCCAUCCUACCUCUCUCAGCCUACGACAGUACCGACGAGCCAACGGCCGCCAUUUGAAUCUUUCGGGCUCCCUGAAUUGCUUCUGAGCCGUUUGGAGAAGCUAGGGUUCAAGGAUACAUUCCCUGUUCAGUCGGCGCUAUUACCCCUUCUACUACCGGAUAACCGCCUACCACCCUCGACUCCUAGAUCAGAUCUUCUCGUUUCAGCUGCCACAGGUUCAGGGAAAACUCUGUCAUACCUACUCCCCAUUCUCGCAAGCCUCAUCAACCGGAUAGUGCCGCAUACCUAUGCCUUGAUUAUUGUUCCCACGCACGAAUUAGCCACGCAGGUUCAACGGACAGCACACUCGCUUGCCGCCGGAACAUCUUUAAAAAUCAGCACUGCAAUUGGAACUCGUUCUUUUGAGGUUGAGAAGGAUCAUAUCAUAGCCAAUGACAUUGGAAGUACUGGUGCCGAUAUUCUCAUAGCAACUCCGGGUAGGCUAGUUGAGCACAUCCGAAACAAUCCACAGUUCACACUUCGGCACCUCCAAUGGCUAGUAGUCGAUGAAGCAGACAGAUUAUUAAGCCAAAGCUUUCAGGAUUGGGUAGAAGUUGUUGGGGAUGAAUUACAAAAACCUUUCUCCAGAGAGGACGAGCAAGGCGGCUUCGAUAUCACAUCAAUGGGCCUGAGAACCCCCAAACGUGCUGCCGACACCGUGAGGAAAGUUAUUUUAUCAGCUACUAUGACUAGGGAUGUUGGCAGGCUUGCAGGGUUGAAACUUAGGCGGCCACAAUUGAUAGCCGUAGAUGACAUUGGCGGCCAGGAGAUGGCGAUAGACGGAUCUGAUAACGAUGGCGAAGACCAAGAAACGGCUGACAAGGGACUAAGGGAGCUUAAUUCUUUACCUUCUACUUUAGAGGAACAUUAUUAUCCCGUCUCCAACCCGACCCAAAAGCCACUGAUAUUAGCGAAGCUCCUCUCAGACAGCCAGACAAAGUCCGGUAUCUUGGUUUUUACAAAAUCAAACGAGUCAGCAUCCCGCCUUGCAAGACUUCUCGAGCUACUAUUUGCCAAGAAGCUCGGCAAAAAACGAAAAGGGAGCAGCGGAAAGGACUGGAGAAUUGCAGUAUCUACUUCUGAUAAACGGAAAAAGGAAAUAUCUGCCAAUACGUCUAAGUUCAAGGCUUCAACGAUCGACAUAUUAAUAUCCACGGAUUUGAUGGGGAGAGGUGUUGACCUUCCCAAUGCACAGUUGGUUAUCAACUACGACUCGCCAAGGAACGAGAAGGAUUACAUACACCGCGUCGGGCGAACCGCCCGCGCAGGUAACAAAGGUAUCACAUGGAGCUUGGUGGAAGAUAGCGAAGCAAGGUGGUGGUGGACAGGCAUUGGGAAGGUCCGAAGAAGCAAUUCCGAUGGUAUCAACAAGGAAAGUGCGCCGGAACUCAACGAUGAGGCCUUGCAGAUAUACGAAGGGACCCUGGAGAAACUAGGAAGGGAGGUCAGAGGAUCUUGA
This is a messenger RNA of Orbilia oligospora ATCC 24927, 2007 nucleotides long. RefSeq lists its product as uncharacterized. Bases 1 to 2007 code for a protein of 668 amino acids. Gene Ontology annotation, molecular function: ATP binding; nucleic acid binding; RNA helicase activity. The record is from RefSeq and is a predicted model, not a curated record. Gene Ontology annotation, cellular component: nucleus. The transcript has a single exon. Lineage: Eukaryota; Fungi; Ascomycota; Orbiliomycetes; Orbiliales; Orbiliaceae.